AGGUACGCGUGCGCACGGGGGCUAGGGCGUGCCGGACGGAAGUGGAGCAGAGGCGCCCGGGAGGUGGAAGGAGAGCCCCACUCAGGUUACCACCAAAGAACAUCAGUUUGGUCUCGGGGCUCCAGUUUCUGAAGCUGGAAGAAACCAGAAUAGUUUCCAACUAGAACAAGAAGUGAGAACCCAAGACAGAUUCAUCUCUACACUGAAAUUACAGAUUGAACUCAUUUGCCAGCAAAAUAAUAUAACAGUAUUAGAAGAUACAAUUAAAAGACUUAAAUCUAUAAUUUUAGAGACUGAAAAAGCACAAAAUAAAUCUCCUUCUAGACUUGAUUCCUUUGUCAAGACUUUAGAAGCAGACAGAGAUUAUUAUAAGACUGAAGCUCAGAAUUUGAGAAAAAUGAUGAGAAAUAGAUCUAAGAGUCCAAGACGCCCAUCACCAACUUCCCGGGGUGCAAACUGUGAUGUAGAGCUUUUGAAGUCAACUGCAAGAGACCGUGAAGAGCUGAAAUGUAUGCUGGAAAAGUAUGAACGUCAUUUGGCAGAAAUCCAGGGCAAUGUCAAGGUUCUCACAUCUGAGAGAGACAAGACUUUCCUUCUUUAUGAGCAGGCACAGGAAGAAAUUGCUCGACUUCGACGAGAAAUGAUGAAAAGCUGUAAGUCUCCUAAAUCAACCACAGCACAUGCUAUUCUUCGUCGGGUAGAGACGGAGAGAGAUGUAGCCUUCACUGACUUACGAAGAAUGACUACAGAGCGAGACAGCCUGAGGGAAAGGCUCAAGAUUGCUCAAGAGACAGCAUUCAAUGAGAAGGCUCACUUGGAACAGCGGAUAGAGGAGCUGGAGUGCACAGUUCACAACCUUGAUGAUGAGCGCAUGGAGCAGAUGUCAAACAUGACUUUGAUGAAGGAAACCAUAACCACUGUGGAAAAAGAAAUGAAAUCAUUAGCAAGAAAGGCAAUGGACACCGAGAGUGAGCUUGGCAGACAGAAAGCAGAGAAUAAUUCUUUGAGACUUUUAUAUGAAAACACAGAAAAAGAUCUUUCUGAUACUCAGCGACAUCUUGCUAAGAAAAAAUAUGAGCUACAGCUUACUCAGGAGAAAAUUAUGUGCUUGGAUGAAAAAAUUGAUAAUUUUACAAGGCAAAAUAUUGCACAGCGAGAAGAAAUCAGCAUUCUUGGUGCAACUCUCAAUGAUCUGGCUAAAGAAAAGGAAUGCCUGCAAGCAUGUCUGGACAAAAAGUCUGAGAAUAUUGCAUCCCUUGGAGAGAGCUUGGCAAUGAAAGAAAAGACCAUUUCAGGCAUGAAGAAUAUCAUUGCUGAGAUGGAACAGGCAUCAAGACAGUCUACUGAAGCCCUGAUUAUGUGCGAACAAGAUAUUUCCAGAAUGCGCCGGCAGUUGGACGAGACAAAUGAUGAGCUGGGUCAGAUUGCCAGGGAGAGAGAUAUCUUGGCUCAUGAGAAUGACAAUCUUCAAGAACAGUUUGCCAAAGUCAAACAAGAAAACCAGGCACUGUCCAAAAAACUGAAUGAUACUCAUAACGAACUCAGUGACAUAAAGCAGAAGGUCCAGGAUACAAAUCUGGAGGUUAACAAGCUGAAGAACAUAUUAAAGUCUGAGGAAUCUGAGAACCGGCAAAUAAUGGAACAGCUCCGAAAAGCCAAUGAAGAUGCAGAAAACUGGGAAAAUAAGGCCCGCCAACUAGAGGCAGAAAACAAUACACUCAAACUGGAACUUAUCACGGCUGAAGCAGAGGGCAACAGAUUAAAGGAAAAAGUUGAUGCCCUUAACAGAGAGGUUGAACAACACCUAAAUGCAGAGCGCUCUUACAAAUCCCAGAUUGGAACGUUACACAAGUCUCUAGUGAAGAUGGAGGAGGAGCUUCAGAAGGUUCAGUUUGAAAAGGUGUCUGCACUCGCAGAUUUGUCUUCCACGAGGGAACUCUGCAUUAAACUCGACUCAAGCAAAGAACUUCUUAAUCGACAGCUGGUUGCCAAAGAUCAGGAAAUAGAAAUGAUGGAGAAUGAGCUGGAUUCUGCACGCUCUGAAAUAGAACUGCUCAGGAGUCAGAUGACAAAUGAGAGGAUCUCCAUGCAGAAUCUUGAGGCUUUGCUGGUGGCCAACCGAGACAAAGAGUACCAGUCUCAGAUAGCGCUGCAGGAAAAAGAGUCUGAGAUCCAGCUGCUGAAGGAGCACCUUUGCCUGGCAGAGAACAAAAUGGCCAUCCAGAGUAGAGAUGUGGCACAGUUCAGAAAUGUUGUAACACAGUUAGAAGCAGAUUUGGACAUUACAAAAAGACAACUAGGGACAGAACGAUUUGAAAGGGAAAGGGCUGUCCAAGAACUUCGCCGCCAGAAUUACUCAAGUAAUGCUUAUCAUUUGGGUUCAAUGAAGCCAAAUACAAAAUGUCACUCACCAGAGCGUGCUCACCAUCGAUCUCCUGACCGAGGCCUCGACCGAUCAUUGGAAGAGAAUCUUUGCUAUAGAGAUUUCUGACAUGUGAAAAGAUUCUCCACAGCCUUGGAAAGGUCAAAGAUACAAAUGGAUUUUUUUCUUUUUUUUUUUUUUUUUGCUAUGUGAUUGCAUUUAUCUUUUGAAUGCUUGACAGGGUUAAAUGUAUUUAUUAACUUUGUGCCUCUGAGUCUGUUCUCGAGUGCCCUAACACAGAUAUCUGGGAUGAUUGAUGUAUGCAAACAAAAUGCAUAUGGCUCUUUCCACAGCAACAGUGAGUGUGAAGUCUGCUUACUUCACUGUUGAGCACUGUUUUGUUAACUAUCCGGAGUAAAUAAAGAAGCUUGAAAAAGAGGGAAAAGUGUUUUUACAAAACUGAUUUUCUUUCCUUUCUUGCUAUCUCAAAUGACUGGUUGGUUAGAUUUUUGUCUUUGUGAUUUAUAUUCUCACGGCUGGAGAAGCUGGGCCAAGAUGGGCACAGCCUAGCAGCACUGGCCUGGGACCCAGUGUCACAUUUUGGAACCAACCUGACAUAACUUCCAUGCCACAGUCUACCUUCAAAGUAGGAGCGUGCCAGGGCUCUCAGUGUGCACUGUUGCUGUGGUACUCAGCCCAAGCACCAUGCGUUUUUACAGUUGAGUUUGCUCUUACUGUUGUUAGAAAGGUAGGUGAUGAUCUAUCUAUCCAGAUGGAAGAUUUUUAAAAAAAAAUAUGUAUUCUUCAUAAGUUUUUUUCAAAACAUUAAAGUACCACAAUGAACUUACUUGACAUUUUAUUAUUAUUAUUUUUUUGCCUGUGGCAGCUGUCUGUAAUCUAGAGUGACAAGAUGUUUCCUUUCCCUCACCUGCAUCUCUUAUGUCUUUUCUGUCCAUAGGCUGAUUUACUGUUGAUAUUAGAGCCUGAAUGCUACUGUAUUUUACUGAUAUAAGCUAUUUGUAUUCUUACAUUUUAAUAAAAAAACAAGCCCUGUCAUUAAUAGUA
Messenger RNA from Arvicanthis niloticus (Nile rat), 3427 nucleotides. The record is from RefSeq and is a predicted model, not a curated record. Lineage: Eukaryota; Metazoa; Chordata; Mammalia; Rodentia; Muridae.